AUGCCCCAAUUGGACAUCCUCAUACAGAAAGCCACCGACGCAACGUUGACCAGCGACGACUGGCGGCUCAUCAUGGAGGUCUGCGACGCCGUGUCGGCCGCGCCAGAGCAAAACACCAAAACGGCAAUCACAGCCCUCAAAACCUGUUUGAGCAAAAAAGACGCCAACACCAUUCUCCGCACGCUCUCGCUUAUGGUAGCCUUGGCCGAGAACUGCGGCUCGCGCAUGCAGCAGGAGAUUGCAUCCACGUCGUUCUUGAACGAGUUCUUGAUCAAGAAGCUUGCAGACAAGAAACUCCAUAAGGAGCUCAAGAUCCGCAUCGCGGACACCAUCGGCCAGCUCCACGGCUCGUUCAAGUCUGACCCGUCGUUGAAACCCAUCUCCGAUGCCUACAACCAGGUCAGAUUGAGGUAUAGCCAGUACCUCACCAACCUUCCUGAUAAGCCUGCCAAACAGGCGUUGUCGUCGCAGGAACGGAACCAGCAGGAUAUGGAGCUAGAUCGGGCCCUCAAGUUGUCUGUCCAGGAGUAUGAGAGAGAGCAGUCUUUGCGGAAGGCGUACCUCAGUGAGAAACCACUUCCACAGGCGCAGAACAGAGAGCAGGAGGUCAAAAAGAAGGACUCGGGCCCAAAAUCCGCUUCUCAUGCAUCAAUCGCAAGCGUCAAGAAGGUAUGUGCACUCUACGAUCUAAUAUCUUAUGAGGCAGACGAAUUGUCAUUUCGCAAGGGCGAUAUCAUAACCGUCAUUGAGUCCGUGUAUCGCGACUGGUGGAGGGGAUCUCUUCCCAACGGCAAGACGGGUAUUUUUCCGCUCAACUAUGUGACCCCAGUAAUCUCAAAGACUGCGGAGGAACUCGCCCGUGAGGAAGAGCUCGAGGCGAAUCUCAUUAACGUAGAGAACCGUAAAAUCGAUAAGCUUCUUUCGCUCUUGUCCUCUAGCCCAGACCCAGCGGCCGAGGAGGAGAUCACUCAAUUGUACAAUCAAAUCAUUCCUCACAAGGCCACAUUGGCAAGAUUGAUCGACUCUUACAGCUCCCGGAGCGACGAAUUACGAGUGAUGAAUGAUCAAUUGAGUCAUGAGACGAAGAACUACAACGAACUCCUCGAUGGCCUCGUGAGCAUGCGUCAGAAAGCGGCCGCUACAGGUCCUUUGCCAUACCCUUCGAAUCAAGCGCUGCAGGGAUAUCCACCAACGCAACCCAGCAACAAUGAUCCACGCUUGACAGCACAGCCGACAUCUUAUGGAUUUGGAAAUAACAUCCCGCUGCAAUUUGGCCAGGAAGGUUCUGCCCCAAUUCCAAAUUCUUCUUAUCAGCAACAAGGACAGGUUCCAUACCCCUACCAGACCAGAUACUAG
Australozyma saopauloensis is the source of this 1356-nucleotide messenger RNA. RefSeq names its product ESCRT-0 subunit protein (gene HSE1). Gene Ontology annotation, biological process: protein transport to vacuole involved in ubiquitin-dependent protein catabolic process via the multivesicular body sorting pathway. The transcript has a single exon. Gene Ontology annotation, cellular component: ESCRT-0 complex. NCBI's taxonomy places the organism in Eukaryota, Fungi, Ascomycota, Pichiomycetes, Serinales, Metschnikowiaceae. Gene Ontology annotation, molecular function: phosphatidylinositol binding; ubiquitin binding. The coding region runs from base 1 to 1356 and encodes 451 amino acids. The record is from RefSeq and is a predicted model, not a curated record.